AUGAGUGAAGUUUUAGACGAUCCGUUCCAAAUGGACGAAGAACUACCUAAUUAUAAAGAAAAGGAUAACGUACAAGAGGAUAUAACUCCCAGAUAUGACGAUAACGAUAUAACGAAUGACCCAAGUAUAAUGAAUUCAGACAAGAUGUUUAUACGAUCAAAGCUAGACCAAUUUAAGAUAAACGAAGAAAGUAAUAAUAACACAGGAGACGACGAACCGUCGUAUGAAGAGGAUAUUGACGAUAAGUUUGACGGAACUUUUGAGCCGAAAGAGACCCAAGGAAACAGUGAUUUUACCGACCUGAUUACUGAAUUGACACCACCUGAAAACUUUGCACCAGUGAUUAACAAGAUAUACCGGUCCUCGUUCCCACAGCCGUGUAAUUUUCCAUUUGUAAAGAAGUUGAAAUUGAAAUCCAUUCUUUGUCUUAUACCCGAAGAUUAUCCAGAGGAGCAUGAACAGUUUUUGGAUAAGGAAAAUAUAAAACUCUUUCGACUCGGGAUGUCGGGGAAUAAGGAGCCAUUCGUAAAGAUAUCACAUACUCUUAUAACAGAGGCGAUAAAAAUAGUACUUAAUCCUGCCAACCAACCUAUUUUGAUUCAUUGUAACAGAGGAAAACAUCGGACGGGGUGUCUUGUAGGAGUAUUGCGCAGAUUACAAAAAUGGUCGCUUACAAUAAUCUUUGAUGAAUAUCGAAAAUUCGCUGCUCCUAAGGAAAGGCCAAUGGACCAGCAAUUUAUCGAACUCUAUAACGAGACUGAAUUAGAAGAGUAUGCCAAAGAAAAUGGACUUCUACCAAUCCCGUGGGAAUGA
This is a messenger RNA of Debaryomyces fabryi, 813 nucleotides long. RefSeq names its product putative tyrosine protein phosphatase (gene SIW14). The record is from RefSeq and is a predicted model, not a curated record. NCBI's taxonomy places the organism in Eukaryota, Fungi, Ascomycota, Pichiomycetes, Serinales, Debaryomycetaceae. Gene Ontology annotation, cellular component: cytoplasm. Gene Ontology annotation, biological process: protein dephosphorylation. The transcript has a single exon. Gene Ontology annotation, molecular function: inositol diphosphate tetrakisphosphate diphosphatase activity; phosphatase activity. Bases 1 to 813 code for a protein of 270 amino acids.